AGAGAGAGAGAAAGAGAGAGUGAGUGAGAGGGAAGUUGGGAGGGAGAAAAAAAGAAAGUGCUAGAAAAAAAUAUUUAUACAUUUACAUGUAUAUAUAUAUAUAGACAAAAAAGCUCGUGUCUUUGCUACUCCAUUUUCUUCAAAACUUCCGGAUGUCAUCGUCCUUGUUCGAUUUACAUCAUCAUCGAUAACAAGACACGUGCCAGUGAUCGUCAGCAUGUCCGUACGGUUCCGGAUAUUUAAAACGUGCGAACAGCGAUCGCCUCUAUGAAAUCUUUAAUCAGUAUGCCACGCAGGAGAAGAAUGGCGAGAGGUUUAUGACCUCAUCCGAUUUUGUACGCAGUUAUCUUGGUCUAUACACGGAUGUUGACUACAAUCCUGAAUCCGUCAAUUUGCUCGCUGGAAUCGUCGAUACUAGCAAAGAUGGACUCAUAUCCUUCACCGAGUUUCAAGCAUUUGAAGGCCUACUUUGCGUCCCGGAUGCACUAUAUAAAACAGCAUUUCAAUUGUUUGAUACUAAUGGAAAUGGAAUGGUUGCAUUUGACGAGUUCGCUGAGGUGAUGCGUAAAACAGUGUUACAUCAAAAGAUGCCAUUCAAUAUGGAUAGCAGUUUCAUUAAACUUUAUUUCGGAAAAGAUAAGAGCAGGCUAAUUAGUUAUGCAGAAUUCAGUCAAUUCCUACACGACUUUCACGAGGAAUAUGCCACGGAAGCAUUCAAAAAAUUCGAUAAAGAUGGCACGGGUUUUAUUACGGCAGUAGACUUUCAAGAUAUCAUGCUCAGUAUUAAAAGUCAUCUACUGACAAAAGACGUGAAGGAUAACUUGAUUGCCGCAAUCAGUACAGGACAAAGUGGACGAAAAGUAAGCUUCCCAUAUUUUAUGGCGUUCAAUUCGCUUCUCAAUAACAUGGAACUUAUAAAACGUAUUUACCUGAACGCGACCAAUGGCCAUAGAUAUCAAGAAGUUAGCAAAGAGGAAUUUCUUCAUUCUGCACAAAUGAUGUCACAAAUAACUCCACUCGAGGUGGACAUCCUUUUUCACCUAUGUCAUUUACUCCAUCAAACUGGGAAAAUUGUAUACAAUGAUCUCGUGGCUAUUACCCCUGAGCAGUAUUUCAAGCAAAUAACAAAACGUCUCGCUGAGAUUAAGGCGGUGUCGAGCCCGGAGGAGCGUGGCGUUGUCGUUCAAAUUCUUGAGAGUGGAUACCGAUUUGUACUCGGAUCUAUCGGCGGAGCUGUUGGUGCUACCGUGGUGUAUCCUAUCGACCUUGUGAAAACACGAUUGCAGAAUCAAAGGACAGGAUCUUUCAUUGGGGAACUGAUGUACAGAAACAGCUUCGAUUGUUUGAGAAAGGUCAUGCGUCACGAAGGCUUUUUUGGCCUUUAUCGUGGCUUAUUGCCCCAAUUAAUGGGUGUAGCGCCGGAGAAAGCGAUCAAGCUUACGGUUAAUGAUUUUGUAAGAGAUAAGUUUAUGGACAAAAAUGGAUAUUUACCGCUUUAUGGUGAAGUUAUAUCCGGUGCUUGCGCUGGAGGAUCUCAGGUCAUUUUUACGAAUCCUUUGGAGAUCGUGAAAAUCAGAUUACAGGUUGCUGGAGAAAUUGCCGGAGGUACGAAAGUUCGAGCAUGGACUGUGGUUAAAGAAUUAGGUCUAUUUGGAUUAUAUAAAGGUGCUAAAGCAUGCUUUCUACGAGACGUACCGUUUAGCGCAAUUUACUUUCCUAUGUAUGCUCAUACAAAAGCUAAACUGGCCGAUGAAGGAGGAUACAAUACUCCUUUGUCUCUUCUAUUUUCUGGUGCAAUCGCUGGUGUACCUGCGGCAGCGCUGGUCACUCCUGCAGAUGUAAUAAAAACUAGAUUACAGGUCGUUGCUAGAGCAGGUCAAACGACGUACACCGGUUUACUCGAUUGUGCCAGAAAAGUUUAUAAAGAAGAAGGUGCCAGAGCAUUCUGGAAAGGAGCUUCAGCACGAGUAUUCAGAUCCUCUCCGCAAUUUGGUGUCACACUCUUCACGUACGAGUUGCUGCAAAGGUUGUUUGUAGUUGACUUUGGAGGAUCUCGACCAACAGGAUCAGAACAAAGGGUACCUGCUACAGGAUUGGUAGAUGAAAUACGAUCAACAAAUCCAGAUCACAUAGGUGGCUACCAAAUAGCUUUACCCAUCUUUACGGGUAUAGAGAGCAAGUUUGGUCUAUGUCUACCUAGGUUCCAAACAGUGAUUGUUCAACCUAAUCGACAAGCCAAAGGGCAGUAACACCAUUAGCUAGAAGAUAAGCUUAUAGGAAACCCUGCCAUAAUAGCAUACAAGUAUCAUUGGCUGAUUGCUCCAUCUAAUUCUAAGAUUGCGAGGGAAAAAAAAAAGAUACAACAUUCAAUCAUAUAACUUACUUGUUCUUCUUUAUCAACAGUGAUUUUGACCAUUGCACGCUAACUAUAUUCUCUGGCUAUUUGAGGUCAAUAUAAAAUUGAACAUUAACUAGAUCGUCAAAUACACUGUAUAUAGGCUUAAAAUUAAUAAGUCUAAGAAAUAUGUAGGAUCCAUCGACUAAUUAUUCAAUAACAUUAGCAUUACGUAGAAUAGCUAAAGCCUGUGCCAGGUAGCCACAUAUUGAGCUAUAUAUACGAUAAUGCUGAAAGUAUCGAUUUUUAUUUAUUUUAAUAUUCCCUAUAUAUUUAUUAUAUAUUAUAUUGCGUUUGAACGCUAUCACUAGAUAUAUACAAAUAUUUGAUCAACUUUUUAUUUUACUCUUUUAUGAUACAAAUUUUUAUUCAACAAUUUUAUUUAAGAAAAUAUUUGGCACGCUUUAUUGUUCAGUAUUAUCGAGCUAUCUUCAAAAACAAUUUAAAUAGGCAUUCAUUUCAAUGUUUUGCAGUUAAUCGAUUAUGAACAAACAAUAUAAAUAUAGUUUUUCGUUAUAUGAUAAAAUGAAUCGAAGGUAACGUAAUAAUCGUUUUCUCUACAUAUUAUUCAAUGUCAUUUUCAUGAAAUAACAUUCGUAAAUUCCAUUCAUAAAAUGUAAAUAUAUGUAGAAAAAAUGAACUCUCAUAUUUGUUCUAUAUUUCACUAUACUUACAUGCAUAAUUUGCAAAUACUUGACAAUUGGAAUGAUUAAAGAUCCAUAUAAUAAUUUAUAUCUAAUUGAUAGAUGAAUACAAUUUUGUAUCGUAAUAUUAAGAAAUUUUGAUUUUUUUUUUCUUCUUUUUUUUUUUCGUUUACGAUGGAUAUUCAAACUUCGUAUUUGAAUGUAGAUCGAAUGAUAUUUUUAUGAAAAUAACAUUCUAGAUCUAUCUGUAGCUCUUUUUUCCCCUUCUAGUCGUAACUGCCGUUUUAAACUUGACUUAUACAUGGAUAUAUAUAUAUAUAUACUUUUUUUUUUUUUAGUCAAUGGAUCCUAUAUCUGUGAUGAUUCUAUUCGUUCAAAGUAUUGAACAAAAAUAUAGAUACAGAGUUUCGGAAAAUAUAAAAUAUAUAUAUAUACAUAUAUAUAUAUAUAUAUAUAUAUAUUGAAGCACGAAAUUUCGAUCCUUCGUAUGAUUAAUUUGUAAGGAUAGUUUCUAUAAAAAGGCUUUACAAAACACAUUAAUGUCAGCGAUAUCGUUAUAUAUAUAUUGAACUCUUUUAAAUCAUAUUUCAAUUUUUCGCACGCUUUCGACUGAUUUUUAUAAUAAGAUCGCAUCAUAAGAUGGAGCGAUAAAUAUUAUAACGAACAAUAUUGAUAAAUUAAUUGAAAAAAAAAUGUCUGAUCCAUAAAACACGACAUCACAGCCAAUCUUCUUUGCAUUUCAUACGUAAGAAAAAAAAAAAAUACGUUUAAUUAAUUAUGUUAUUAAAAAAAAAAAAUAAAUAAAAAAAUAAACAAAAAAAAAAACACGAAAAAAAAACAACAAAAAAAAACAACAAAAAAAGAACAAAAAAAAAAGAACAAAAAGAAAAAAAAAAGAGAAUUGUCUUUACACGUCAUAAGUUCCAUCGAAUUAACGGAAAACUCGCAGGAUGUUAUCGAAGGAGCUGUGUUAAAAGGAAAAAUAAAAAGAAAGAGAGAGAGAGAGAGAGAGAGAGAGAGAGAGAGAGAGAAAAAAGAGGGUAAAAAGAAAGAAAAGAAAUAAACGAUUUUUUUUAUAUAUAAAUUGCGACUGUAAGUUGCACUCGAUGUAUUUUUCUUUCAACAUUUAUUCAACCGAUUUCGUUUAAUUAAUUAUCCGUUAGAUACAAUUAAUUAGAGAUAUUUCCUGCUGGCUAAUCGUCGAAUGGCCUGAAACAUAUUUCGAUGUUCCCUCCUGUAACCAGUUCGAUAAAUUUAUGGAUAAACUCAAAAUAAUUGUAUAUCCAUACACCGGAAAGAAAUAAGAUAACUCGCAAUAUCGUAUUAUAGUUAUUUUUUAGAAUGUUAUUUUCUUACGGCUACUUUGUAUUAUACCUGCUUAGAAAUGCAGAGAGGAUACAAAGACAACGUACGAAAUUGCAUUCUUUCCAAGAUUGUCCAAGACUUGUUGAAUGCUGUUGGGUCAGACUUAAACGCAACCGUUGUACUAUCGUCAUAUAAAUCGCAAUAGAAAAAAAAAAGAAAAGAAAAAAAAAAAGAAAAAAAAAAAGAAAAAAAAUGGAGAAAAAAAAGAAAAAAAAAGUUAAAAAGCAUUCGUUUCUAUCGAACUAAUACGUUCUCAGUUAAUCUCGUAUUUUAUAGUAAAUAAAUGAAAGGAAAAAAAAAACAAAAAAACAAAAAAAAAUACAAGAAAAAAAACAAAAAAAAAAAGAAAGAAAGAAAGAUAAAGAAAAUAGACACGCAAAUUAAUCGUAAGGAAAUAAUAUUAACUAGGUGAAUCCGUUCGAAUUAAAACAAACAAACAAACAAACAAGCAAACAAACAAAAAAAGAAGAAAAAAGGGGGAAAAAAGGAAAAAAAAAAUCUCUUUCGUAGAUCUCAUUUACGAAUACGUUAAAUUAAGAAUAUAUGUAUAAGCAGACACACAGGAGAGAUAUUAUUUUCAAGAGUUCGACUCAUAAAAUGGGAAAGAUAGCGAAACAAAUUGAUAAAUACACUUUAUUAUUCGCAAUUGUAUACCGCUUUUUCGUGUAUCUCAGUAUACAAAAAAAAAAAAAAAAAAAAAGAAAAAGGAGAGAGUACGUGGAAAGAAAAAAGAGAAGAUAAAAAAGAAAAAAAAAGAAGAAAUAAAUAAAAACAACAAAAACAAUCAUCUUUAUCGUUGAAUCAGUAGUAAUAUGGAAAGAAGAGAAAGCGGAAGGAUUCUAAAUAUCGAGAUGGAUAUCGAACCAGAAGCGUUUGCGUUUUUCGACGAUAUAUCGAAGUAAAAUAAGUCCAAAAUAAUAUUUUCCCUCCGUCUGUGCGUGAAUCUACAUAUUAUUAUUAUUAUUAAAACCGUCGGUGCGUUCUCUCGUUGACGCGAGAAUAUCCUCGAGUAAAUGUAAAUAGGAAAGUAACGUAAAGAGUAAUCGAGAGAGAUUAAAUAAAGAAAAUACAUGCGAAAUAUGAAAAUGUUUAAUGAGCGAA
Molecule: messenger RNA, 5505 nt
Organism: Vespa mandarinia (Asian giant hornet)
Lineage: Eukaryota; Metazoa; Arthropoda; Insecta; Hymenoptera; Vespidae
Gene: aralar1
Product: calcium-binding mitochondrial carrier protein Aralar1
Biological process (GO): L-glutamate transmembrane transport; malate-aspartate shuttle; aspartate transmembrane transport
Molecular function (GO): L-glutamate transmembrane transporter activity; L-aspartate transmembrane transporter activity; calcium ion binding
Source: RefSeq, a predicted model, not a curated record